Molecule: messenger RNA, 1010 nt
Organism: Phytomonas sp. EM1
Lineage: Eukaryota; Euglenozoa; Kinetoplastea; Trypanosomatida; Trypanosomatidae
Source: the annotation of a GenBank genome assembly
GGAAGUCAAGUGGAUCAGCGCAAAUAUCCUCUCCGUAUUUUUCGUUACUUUAAAUAGCAUUACAAUUCGUGGUGGUGGUAGUGGUGGUAGUUAGAAUUCACCCUCAGGGAUUGUUAUAGAUUUUUUCCUAAUAAUAAAAUGGAGGAUAGUGGCUGAAAAACAAAUACAAAGCUAUUGCGAUUCUGGCCCCAAAAAAAACAGUCAGAUAAUUCUAUAAUUCGAGUUAUAACUAUAUAUAUUCAUUUUUCCGAAUGCUUUAAUUUUUUAUUUCUGAUUCAGUAAGCGAAUGAUAUGCGAAUCUAAUAAAAACGGAUAUUGAAAAUAGUAUUUAAAUUUAUCUAGCAUUCUAUCUACAAUAUAGGUAACCUCGUAGUACCUAGGAUACUAUUAACAGUAGUAUGCCCACGCUCUUGAUAAUUUUUUCCUUUAACAGCUACUAACUUCAUUCCAUACAAAAUCUCUAUCCUGUAUGUUUUUCUUUUUAAAAGAAGUUUUUAUAGGCAAAAUCAAGCACCACUAACCUGCAUCUUGCGCAAAUAUUCUAGUUUAGCACAAAACAAUAGACCCGCGGUAUCGUGAUGAUCAAUUUUAUUCUCUUGCAGAAUCGAAUGGGCAAAACACGACUUGCUAAAUUCUACAUACCUGUGAGUGAUGCCGACCGUGAGAAAAUGAAGCGCGAGGUGCACGCUGCUGUGAAUGCUCGUGAUGUGCGUUCGUCAAACUUCUUAGUGUAUCAGAACCUGAAGCUAGUUUACCGCCGCUACGCUGGUCUAUUCUUCAUUUUUGGUAUUGACGCCGAAGAUAAUGAGCUUAGCUACUUGGAAUUCAUUCACCUGCUUGUUGAAGUGCUAGACAUGUUCUUUGAGGAUGUAUGCGAGCUCGAUUUAGUGUUUAACUUCCAUAAGGUUUAUAUGAUUAUCGAUGAAAUGGUCACUGGGGGCGAAAUUCAGGAAGUUUCGAGGUCGAUCAUCUUAAAAAGACUUCAAAAGCUCGAUAUCUCAAGCAAAUAA